Neogale vison (American mink) is the source of this 2575-nucleotide messenger RNA. RefSeq names its product solute carrier family 7 member 9 (gene SLC7A9). The coding region runs from base 154 to 1626 and encodes 490 amino acids. The record is from RefSeq and is a predicted model, not a curated record. NCBI's taxonomy places the organism in Eukaryota, Metazoa, Chordata, Mammalia, Carnivora, Mustelidae. Gene Ontology annotation, cellular component: membrane. Gene Ontology annotation, biological process: amino acid transmembrane transport. Gene Ontology annotation, molecular function: L-amino acid transmembrane transporter activity. The transcript is spliced from 14 exons.
UACCUUCUGGCUUCCUCCACUGCUGGGCACAAGACAUGGCCAUUCCUGGGUGCAGCCGUGCAGACGUGCAGACGCAGGCAGCAGCUGCACUGGGCAGCUCCCCGGACUCUCUAAGAGCAAGAGGCAGCCUCCUAGAACUGGCAGGAGGGGGAAAUGGAGGAGACAAGCCUGAGAAACAGGAGAGAGGAUGAGAGGUCUGUCCAGAGUAUCCAGAGUAAGGAACACAAGACCACAAGUCUCCAGAAGGAGGUGGGCCUGCUCAGCGGCAUCUGCAUCAUCGUGGGCACCAUCAUCGGCUCUGGGAUCUUCAUCUCCCCCAAGUCUGUGCUCAGCAACACAAACGCCGUGGGGCCCUGUCUCAUCAUCUGGGCAGCCUGUGGGGUCCUUGCAACACUGGGGGCCCUGUGCUUUGCAGAGCUUGGUACAAUGAUCACCAAGUCCGGGGGCGAGUACCCUUACCUGAUGGAGGCCUUCGGGCCCAUCCCCGCCUUCCUCUUUUCCUGGACCAGCCUGUUCGUCAUCAAGCCCACAUCCUUUGCCAUCAUCUGCCUCAGCUUCUCCGAGUAUGUCUGUGCGCCCUUCUACGCAGGCUGCAAGCCCCCCGAGGUCGUCGUGAAGUGCCUGGCUGCUGCUGCCAUCUUGCUCAUCACCACAGUGAACUCACUGAGCGUGCGGCUGGGGAGCUACGUCCAGAACAUUUUCACGGCAGCCAAGCUGGUGAUUGUGGCCGUCAUCAUCAUCAGCGGCCUGGUCCUCCUGGCCCAAGGAAAUACAAGGAAUUUUGAGAAUUCUUUUGAGGGCGCACAACUAUCUGUGGGAGCCAUCAGUCUGGCAUUUUAUAAUGGACUCUGGGCGUACGAUGGAUGGAAUCAACUCAAUUACAUCACAGAAGAACUUAGAAACCCUUUCAGAAACCUGCCCUUGGCCAUCAUCAUCGGAAUCCCACUGGUGACGGGCUGCUACAUUCUCAUGAAUGUUUCCUACUUCACUGUGAUGACGCCCACCGAGCUCCUGCAGUCACAGGCGGUGGCCGUGACAUUUGGCGACCGUGUUCUCUAUCCAGCCUCUUGGGUGGUGCCACUCUUCGUGGGCUUUUCCACCAUAGGUGCCGCCAAUGGGACCUGCUUCACGGCGGGCAGACUUGUGUACGUGGCUGGCCGAGAAGGCCAUAUGCUCAAAGUGCUCUCCUACAUCAGCGUCAAGCGCCUGACUCCAGCCCCUGCCAUCAUCUUUUAUGGUAUCAUAGCAACGAUUUAUAUCAUCCCUGGUGACAUAAACUCACUGGUCAAUUACUUCAGUUUUGCCGCAUGGCUGUUCUAUGGCCUGACAAUUCUGGGAUUGGUGGUGAUGAGGUUUACAAAGAAAGACCUGGAAAGGCCUAUCAAGGUGCCCAUUGUCAUCCCCAUCCUGGUGACCAUCGUAUCUGUGUUUCUGGUCGUGGCCCCGAUCAUCAGCGAGCCCGCACUGGAGUAUCUCUACUGUGUAUUAUUUAUACUGAGCGGCCUGAUAUUUUACUUCCUCUUUGUCCACUAUAAGUUUGGUUGGGCUCAGAGAAUCUCGAAGCCAGUCACCAUGCAGCUCCAGAUGCUGAUGGAAGUUGUGCCCCCAGAGGAGGCUCCAGAGUAACAAGCUCGGCCUCCCGCAGCCAAGGCCAAGCCGCCGUGAAUUUACUUUUACUACAGAAGACCUUUAUCCCAUGACUGCCUCUGUGAGCAAUGCUGGAAGCAUAGGGACAACGGUACUUCUACUUUGCAUUUCAGGAAUUUUCCCCAAACACGAAGUCAAUAUGUAUGAAUGGAACAAAAAAAAAUUGGUAAUUGUUUACAUUUCACAAGUCACUAUGUCCUACAAAAUGUUAUUCAGAACUUCAGAUGGUAAAUUUAAAUGUCUGAAACAAAGAAAUCAAGAUUUAAACAUCUUGCCCAGCUCCCCACACGAUUCCCCUCUGGCUGUUUCAAGAAGCAGAACCCCUGCCCCGAUUUAGGCAGCUCUACUGCUUGCCCUUAUUAUUUGCUGUUUUACAAAAGAGUGAACAUAAGCGAGUGUCCCUGGCAGGUGGCCAGCAAUCACGAGGCAAGCCUGGGCCACUCAGGCCUGGCCACCUGUCCAGAGGCCUCCCCCAGAGGGAGCAAAAUCUCUACCUACAGAAAGCGACACCUGCUGAGGACAAGAGCUCCGCGGAGUCAAACCUUUGCCAGACGGGGGGACUUCCAACCUCUGAAGAGCCUGCUCAACUUAGCCCAGAGAAAGGACAAUCACCCCGUGUGCCAAUCUGACACCCGCCGAGCAGCCGCCGAGCAGCCCCUGGGAGUCCUGGCGGCAGCUGCCCGGAGCCCAGGGCUGGCCUCAAGGUGCCGCUACCCAGCAGCACCCAGGGGCAGCCCCUAGAGCAGGGCAAGGCCACGCAGCGAGCAGAAAGUCUUAUUUUACAGAUGAGGAAACUGAGAGUCAGAGUGUGAUCCCAACCUGCUCACGGGACAUCCUGGUGACAGUAUACCUUUUGUUCAAGUGGUGGCUUAUCUACUGGGACAUCUGUGUUUUCUGAUGUAUAAUAAAAAAGUCUUGGGGGCAGCCA